GGACACCUGAGCAGCCAUUUGAUUUAGCUCAUCAGAUUCUAGAAGCACAAGGUCAAACUGGAAUUGUUACUGCGAUAUCAGGAGAGCUAGACAUUAGCGAAAGACCUGUGACUUCAACUGACAGAACAACUGAACACAAAAAGAGCAAGAAAAAGGGAAGAAAGAAAACAAAAAAAAACAGUACUGCCACCUGGUCCAUGGGUGACCAAGUUACAUCUGGCUGACAAUGGGAUUGAUGCCAUGGGGCAAGAAAGGGAGACCGGUGUGUUGGAAUUUUCUCAGCUGCUGAGCAGUCUGAUCCGUUACUCAGAGCAGCUUUCUGAACUGGAUCUUGAUAACAAUUGUCUAGGAGAAAUGUCAGCCACUGACAUCCUGGAGGCCCUGACCUACAGAAAUCAAGGAAAGUUACCACGCUUGAAAAUUAAAGUCACAGCCCAAAUUUCAUCAAUUACAUUUAAAGCCAUCCUAAAACAGAGUAGAAAACUGAAAGUCUCAAAGAAGAAAAGGAAGAAGGUA
This is a messenger RNA of Staurois parvus, 516 nucleotides long. Lineage: Eukaryota; Metazoa; Chordata; Amphibia; Anura; Ranidae. The record is from the annotation of a GenBank genome assembly.